Molecule: messenger RNA, 2472 nt
Organism: Astyanax mexicanus (Mexican tetra)
Lineage: Eukaryota; Metazoa; Chordata; Actinopteri; Characiformes; Acestrorhamphidae
Gene: dcst1
Product: DC-STAMP domain containing 1
Exons: 18
Coding region: 472-2379 (635 amino acids)
Cellular component (GO): membrane
Source: RefSeq, a predicted model, not a curated record
ACCAAAUCACCGUGUUUAAGUUAUAGUUACUGUGAGCCUCUCAGUAGAAGUAGCAGAAACAAACUUACUCUUUUAUUGUUUGGAGAAUUUAAAAAAUACAACUGGAGAAACAGAGAGGAAAUAACGCCUCCAUACGAGCUCAGCGAGGAUUCCAAUGACCCUUCUUUGUGUUAAUUAUUAUCUGUUAACAGCACUAAAUACAACAUCAGUACAACUAGCUGAUAAGCUAUUUCUGUUGCAUUCAGCCUUGUAAUGUUACCUGGCUGAAGCACCAAAACAGCACAGUCUGACUGUUCUAACAGUGAAGACAGCACAGAUACGGCUCCGAGACGUCAAGUUAUACAUCAGGCAGCCAGAAAAUAAAGGAAGAAAAGAAAAGGCAGUGCUUUGGAGAAGAUCAGUGAGCUCAUCCUUCCCAGUGUUGCUCACAGGUUCCUGUUUGGACUACCAUCCCAGUUCCCUGUGGCCAGAAUGUUGAUGGGGGCUCUUUUUGGAGCUGUCACUGGGUCUGGUUUAUUUUUUGGACUCGUGAGCAACAUAUCACUGACUUUCUUCCACAAAGUCAUUGCUGGAUAUGCAUUUGUUGCAGUGUGUGUUCUAGGUGGCAUGUUUUCUUCGUAUUUCCGCUGCACAGUUCUCUUGAUGUUUCCGAAUAUAUUUGGUUCCCGUGGACGGGCGUUUGGGAUGUUUCUUGUCCUGCAUGCUCUUUUUCAAGGUCCAAUCUCAAAUAUCCAACAUAACGUCCAGGAUGUGGCCUUCUCUAUGGGGUGUAACAUAGACCUGCAAAUAAAGUACAGUAAGGUCAUGUGGAGGGCAGUGACUGAGCCCUUUGUUCAAGUCCUGGAGGAAAUAGUGGAUGACAGUGUGAAGUUCCAGAAAGAGGCACAGAAUGUGAGCAGUGAGUUUCAGAGCAUCAGGGACGAGGUGAUGGGCCAUUAUGGCUACGAAUCCCUCGGUCAGAAUGACACAGCUGCAGGCAAUAGUACUCAGGAGCAGUAUGUUGCAAAGACUAUGAUGCGCUGUGACUAUGUGGUGAAGCAGGGCAUUGAACGCUGUCAGGACUGGUUCAGUAGUAAGUGGCAAGAGUGUAUGGACACAGUUGACUCUGUCAUCAUCAACCACUUCCUCUGUGUGCCGAUGAAGUUUGAAUUCCUGUGUAAUAUCAUGAGAGUUAUGACUCCAUGGUGCGAGGACAAGAUUCCAGUGGAGGGAAACUUUGGCCAGACCUUUGACAAGCUCAGUUCCUCCAUUGAUAAACUUGGAGAACAGUUCACCACCAAUGUUGUACUUCAGAAACUGGAGCAGCAUCCCAUGUAUGUCACGGCUCUUCAGGAUGAAUUUCGUAAGGAGUUGACCAAGACAUUUCAGGAGACGAAAAAUACUUUUGAGAACAUAUCAAAGUUCAUACAGAUCUUGCUUUCCUUUGCAUUCCUUGCAGGUUUUGCAUCGGGUUUUAGAUAUGCACAACAAUACACACGCAAUAGUCGCUUUGACAAUGUCUACAUUACAACCUACUUCAAACAGAUUGAUGAAAGGAGAAAGGCGCUGGGUAAGACAUAUCUGCUGCCCAUGAGGAAAGCAGAAAAGAGUAAUUUUAUAGAUCCCUGCAACCUGAAGAUCCAUCCCAGCGAGCUCAAACCUGUGAUUGCAGGCUUGGUGCAGGUAGUAUCUCUGGCUUUGUUGACAUUUGUUCUGCUGGCCACUGAUGGUGUUCUGUUCCACUUCUUCGAUAUCAUCCAGAGGCAUACAUUUACAGAGUUCUCCAUUACAAGUCAUCACAACAUACACAUUGACAUCGAUGGAGACUCCAUGUUAGCUAAGCUCCUGCGGAAAACUAUCGGUGCUUUCAACACUUCCUCCAAGCUGGAUAUUGAUUCCAGUAACCAGCAAUGCCUCCCACAGCCACAUGCUCUGAGCCAUUCAGACUACCUGUGGUGUGUCCUCCCUCUGUUGCUGAUGGGCACCAUGUGCUGCCUGCAGGUUUAUGCCAACCGCAUACGGAGAGUCAUCACUGCCUUCUACUUCCCUAAGAGAGAGAAGAGAAGGAUUCUUUUCCUCUAUAACCUACAGCUUGACAGACACAUAUCGUACAUCAUCAGACAGCGAAAACGGCUGAGAAGGCGCCGACUGCCACCAAACCAGAUGUUAUCUACGCUGCUGUCUCCUCUGGCCUGGUUUGGAUGUAAGCUGCACUGGUGCUGGGUGUGUGAAGAGCAUGUGAGGCAGAGCAAAAGUGUGCAGUGUUCUGAUCCACACUGCACUGUGCUCUACUGCCCACAGUGCUGGAAGGACCUGGGCAGUAGUUGCGUCUGCUCAGCCCACACAGACAGCAGGUCUCAGGACAGCGAGUCUGAUACAGAUGUUUACUAUGUUGGAUAAUAAUCUCUCUCAGCCAUCCAAACGUACUUUUGUAAACUUUGAUGUACACAUUGAAAAGUAUCUUCUUAAAUAAAAAGGCAUGUGUUUUUCUCA